AUGCACAGAAUCUGCUACAAGCCAAAUGCGAAGAUCGACUUUCGUGGAUACUCGGAUGCAGACUGGGCCGGUGACCUCGCUGAUCGCAAGUCGACGUCUGGUUACGUAUUCAUGCUUUUGGGUGCGCCAGUGAGUUGGGGCAGCAAGAAACAGCCAAGUGUUUCGUUGUCCACGAGUGAAGCCGAAUACAUCGCACUCAGCUUGGCGAUAUAA
Peronospora matthiolae is the source of this 213-nucleotide messenger RNA. The record is from the annotation of a GenBank genome assembly. NCBI's taxonomy places the organism in Eukaryota, Oomycota, Peronosporomycetes, Peronosporales, Peronosporaceae.